Messenger RNA from Zea mays, 1171 nucleotides. Its product is annotated as Protein MKS1. The record is from RefSeq and is marked predicted. The transcript has a single exon. Lineage: Eukaryota; Viridiplantae; Streptophyta; Magnoliopsida; Poales; Poaceae. The coding region runs from base 127 to 1101 and encodes 324 amino acids. Gene Ontology annotation, cellular component: nucleus.
CCCAAUUCGAUAUCAAUCCUUCCAUGCAUGCUGGUCAUAUCGACCAUUUUGCAAUCGAAUUAACACCCUAGCCGGUCGAUCCAUCGAGCUCCGACAUCAGCAGGUACCUAAAAGUCUCGUCUUGACAUGGAGCAGCAACCCCAAGCCUCCUCCAGCGCGACGACCACGUCGCCGUCGUCGUCGUCGCAGCGCCGGGAGCUGCAGGGCCCGCGCCCGGCGCCGCUCAGGCUCCACAAGGACUCCCACAAGAUCAAGAAGCCGGGACCGCCGCAGCCGCAGCAUGUGGGACCCGUCCAGCAGGUGCGCCAGCCGGUCAUCGUCUACACGGUGUCGCCCAAGGUCGUGCACGCGAAACCCAGCGAGUUCAUGUCUGUCGUGCAGCGCCUCACGGGCGCGCGCGGCCACGGCGCCACCGCAACGUCGUCGUCGUCGUCCUCCCUGCCGGCGCCGCCGCCACCAGACCUGAGGACAGCGGAGCCACAUCAUCAGGUUCAGAUGACGACGUCCUCUUCGGCCCCGUUCCCGUUCCCGUUCUUGGGCGGGCAACACGUGCAUGCGUCGUCGUCCGGGCAGCUACUCGCGCCGGUGGCGCCGCACUUCCCGUUCCAGCAGCAGCAGCAGCAAGCACCCCGCGGCGGGACAGCAUCGCAGUCGCAGCACGAUGACCUGAUGAUCCACCAACUCUCACCCGCGGCACGCUUCGCCGCCAUUGAGCAGGCGGCGGCGUCUGCGCGGAGUUCAUCAGGCGUCACUGCCACGGCUAAUGUCGUUGGAGGAGGCCUGCUGGCGCCGUUCCCGAGCAUCCUGUCGCCAGGGUCACUCCCGCCGAGAUUCUUCUCACCUCCGGCUCCGGGCGGUAACUCGUACUGGCCGGGCAUCAGUCUCUUGGGCGGGCUCAUCAGCCCGGCAUUUCUUGGCCUCGGUAGCGAAACCAUCGUCGGUGGUGGUAGCACGAGCGUCGCCAGUGCAACCCAUCAAAGUGUGAUGUCGUCGUCGCCGUUUCAACAAGAAGAAGAAGCGUCGCCGUCGACGGUGACGGUGGCUCCAUCUCCAUCUGCCGGUGCGUACUAUUGGGAUCUCUUCAACAACCAGCAGCACUAGCAGCUAGCUAGCUGCCAUGCAUGCACACAGGAAUACCAUCAAUGAAUGCAAGGAAAAUGACAAGUUGCUG